AUUUGACGUUUUGCUUUUACUUUGCCAGCGGAACAAUUUUGCUCGUUCUAUCUUGGUCUCAGUGUCCGUGAUAAGUUUAUCUGACUACAUACCUGUUAAGUCUAAAUAAGAGAAUGUCUGGCAAAGCGAACAAGGCUUUUACAAAGGAGGAGGAGUUGCUGCUACAGGAUUUCAGCAGAAACGUUUCAACUAAGUCUUCGGCACUUUUCUAUGGAAAUGCUUUCAUCGUUUCCUCUAUUCCCAUAUGGUUGUUCUGGCGGGUGCAUGCCUUGGAGAUGAGCUCGUCCCUAGCGUGGUUUGCGCUCGUGACGACAGUUAGCACCUGGUUGUUGGCUCUCGCGUACCGCAACACCAAGUUCCAGCUGAAGCACCGCGUCGCAGUGAGGAGAGAGGACGCCGUAGCGCGCGAGAUGUCCAGGAAACUCGCCGACGACAAGAAGAUGAGCAGGAAAGAGAAAGACGAAAGGAUUUUGUGGAAGAAGAAUGAAGUGGCUGACUACGAGGCCACCACAUACUCCAUCUUCUACAACAACGCUCUGUUCCUGACGAUCGUGAUCCUUAGCAGCUUCUACCUUCUGCGCUCAUUCACACCCACUGUAAACUACAUUAUCUCCCUGACGGCUGCCUCGGGACUCCUGGCGCUGCUGUCCACCGGCACCAAGUGAAGCCUGCCAAGUGACUGAGUGGUGUGUGCAUGUGUUUAUGAAGUCUGUUAUGCUUCGUAAUAAGAGAACAUUCGAUAUAAUUUGUUGUUAGACUAAUUUUAUAACAUAAUUUAAUAAAUAAAACAAUAUUUCACAACA
Messenger RNA from Ostrinia nubilalis (European corn borer), 803 nucleotides. Its product is annotated as translocon-associated protein subunit gamma. The transcript has 4 exons. The coding region runs from base 114 to 665 and encodes 183 amino acids. Lineage: Eukaryota; Metazoa; Arthropoda; Insecta; Lepidoptera; Crambidae. Gene Ontology annotation, cellular component: membrane; endoplasmic reticulum. The record is from RefSeq and is a predicted model, not a curated record. Gene Ontology annotation, biological process: SRP-dependent cotranslational protein targeting to membrane.